This is a messenger RNA of Periophthalmus magnuspinnatus, 1209 nucleotides long. RefSeq names its product flavin reductase (NADPH)-like. The transcript has 5 exons. NCBI's taxonomy places the organism in Eukaryota, Metazoa, Chordata, Actinopteri, Gobiiformes, Gobiidae. The record is from RefSeq and is a predicted model, not a curated record. The coding region runs from base 143 to 805 and encodes 220 amino acids.
CAUAAGACACUAGGACCAUAUGCAGCUUUUAGACCUUUAGUUAAAGUUAAGUUAGUGCAAGUAUCUUUCUAGAAGUGCAGACAGGAAGUAACCCAGAGCUGCAGCAGUGACAGGAGAGAGUGCACAGAAGAAGAGGAGUUUCAUGAUGAAGAUCGCUGUGCUGGGAGCCACAGGGCAGACGGGACUGUACUUGGUCCAACAGGCUCUGGACCAGGGCCACUGUGUCACUGCUGUGGUCAGGAAUCCGGCUAAACUCACUGUGCAGCAUGAAAAUCUCAAGGUCGUGGAGGCAAAUAUUUUCUCCGCGGACAGUUUGAAGAGCCAUUUUGAAGGGCAGGAUGCCGUCAUGUCCUGCCUUGGUUUCCCCACUUCUUUUUUCUCCGCAGUGACGGGCUACACCAGGUCCAUGCACGCGACGGUCAAAGCCAUGAGAGAGGCCAAGGUCAACAGGCUCAUCACCAUGUCGUCCUGGUACACGGAGCCCAACUCAGGGUCUCAGUCGCCGUAUAUGAUCCGCUUCCUGUUGCUGCCGAUGAUCCGGAGCAUCCUCACCAACAUGUUCCAGAUGGAGCAGUUUCUGCAAAAGACCAGUGACAUUGACUGGACUGUGGUCCGUCCACCCGGGCUGAGAAACCAGUCUGCUUCAGCUCUGGGCUUCCUGACACAUGAGGGCUAUUUCGUCCCGGGCAGCGGCGGGGCCCCUGUGUCCAGCGCAGUGGCUCGAGGGGAUGUGGCUCGUUUUAUGCUCUCACAGCUCAACAACAACGCCUGGAUCAAGAAGGGAGUAGCUAUUACCACCAACUAAGCAUCAGCCAGUCCAAAUACAGACAUAUAUGCACUAAUUUACAUUUUUGUAUCGUAUUUACAUUUGCUUUGUAAGAUCAUAAAAAUGUGGCUUUAUCUCUUUUCAAGGGAAAUGACAUGAAGAACUAAACUGUAAUAUUCUGACAUUUAUUGCUAAAAUAUGCACUGAAUGUUGUGUCUGCAGAGUUCAUAUUUAAUUAUGAUUCUGAGUUUCCAUCAUUUCUAACGUUGCCUUAUAAAAACUGCCUUUGUCUUGAGUAUUUUUUUUACAGUUGUAUUACUUGAGUUUAGCCACAUGGGUGCGUGAUUGUUCUACUCUGACCACAGUGAAUGUGACUUUUAUUAUUAUGACUUUGCUUAUACAAAUGUCACAGCAGAAUGUCUAAAAUAAAAAAUAUAACUUUU